GCGUGGAACAGUGUCAGCCACGCACCGGACCGGAAUGCGCUUCCCUCGAAGGAGGGAGUGAGCGGAGCGGCGGAGGACGAUGCAGGCGGAGGAGAUAGAGGCACCUGCCGUCAGCAGCGGGAACGACAACGGCGACAGACAGCGGCCUAAAGGCAAAGAUGUGUUCAAGGACCAGCAGAAGGAGUCAGAGAGCUCUCUGGAAUUGCCGAACCUGGAGUUUGAGUACGGAGACACGGACGGCCUGACUGCUGAGCUUUCAGAGAUCUACAGUUACACAGAGGAGCCUGAGUUUGCACUGAACAGAGACUAUUUUGAGGAGGACUUCAGGAGCCAUGCAGCUCGAGGGAGGAGGUGGAUAGAGCUGACGGUGGAGCAGCAGAGGGCUUACGUGAUGAGGCUGCUGGACGCGCUGGAGGUCACAGACAGGGACAAGAGGCUAAAAGUGGCCAGAGCCAUCCUCUAUCUGGCUCAGGGUGUGUUUGACGACUGUGACACAGAGGUGGAUGUCCUCCGCUGGUCCAGACACAACAUUUUCCUGCUCUACGACAUGGGCAUCUUCACAGCGCUACUGGAGCUGCUCAGCAUGGAAAUAGAUAACAGUCAGGCGUGCAGCAGUGCCGUGAGGAAACCCGCCAUCUCUCUUGCAGACAGCACGGAACUCAGAGUCUUACUGAGCAUCAUGUAUCUGAUGGUGGAGACGAUUCGAGCUCAAACAGAGGACGACAGGCCUGAGUGGAGAACAGCCAGGGAGACCUUCAAGAAUGAGCUCAGCUCACCUUUGUAUAAUGGAGAGACUUUUGCCUUGCUCCUCUUCACCAUGGUAACCAAGUUCUGCAGCAUGAAUGCCCCACACUUCCCCAUGAAGAAAGUACUACUACUCCUGUGGAAGACUAUACUGUUCACCCUGGGAGGGUUUGAAGAGCUCCAGGACAUGAAAAUAUGUGGCCGGGAACGUCUGAACCUGCCUCCACUGCCGGAGGACAGCAUUAAAGUGGUCAGGGCCAUGAGAGCUGCUUCACCCCCAGCGUCCGCCAUGGAGCUCAUAGAACAGCAGCAGCAGCAGAAAAGAGGCCGCCGCAGCCGCAGGAGUGCCUUUGUUGAUAGCUUGGAAGGAGACAGUCCUUUUCCCAAGAAGCAGCCGCUGGUCAAGCAGGACAGCCUGGACACGUACAACGAGCGUGACCCGUUUAAGAACGACGGCCGAGAUGACGACUACGACCCCGAAGACACAGACAGCGGCAUCGAGGGCGAGGUGGACCAGCUGGACCGUGAUGUCAUUAUCCAGCCGCCACCGCCACCUCCCAUGCUCAGACCAACCACAGAAAGGGUCAACUUCCCCAAGGGCCUCCCCUGGGCCCCGAAAGUCAGAGAGAAGGACAUCGAGCACUUUUUGGAAACCAGCAGAAACAAGUUUAUCGGCUUCACCCUGGGAAAUGACACAGAAACCCUGGUGGGUCUCCCCAGGCCCAUCCAUGAGAGUGUCAAGACUCUAAAGCAGCACAAAUAUGUGUCGAUUGCUGAAGUCCAGAUCAAGAGGGAGGAGGAGCUGCAACAGUGUCCAAUGACUCUGGGCGAGGAGGAGGUGGAGGACACACCAGCAGAGAUGUUAUACUUGGGCAUGCUUCCUAACCUCUCCCAGUAUGUGAUUGCCAUUUUGAAGCUACUUCUGGCUGCCGCCCCCACCUCAAAAGCCAAAACGGACUCUAUUAAUAUCUUGGCCGAUGUACUUCCGGAGGAGAUGCCGAUCACAGUCCUUCAGAGCAUGAAGCUUGGGAUCGACGUGAACCGUCACAAAGAAAUCAUCGUGAAGGCCAUUUCUGCUCUGCUGCUGCUGCUCCUCAAACACCUGAAACUCAACCACGUCUAUCAGUUUGAAAUUGUCUCCCAGCACCUGGUGUUUGCCAACUGCAUUCCGCUCAUCCUCAAAUUCUUCAACCAGAACAUCAUGUCCUAUAUCAGUGCCAAAAACAGUAUAUGUGCACUGGAUUUUCCCCACUGCGUGGUCCAUGAGAUGCCUGAGCUCACAGCCGAGAGUCUGGAAGCAGGAGACAGCAACCAGUUCUGUUGGAGAAAUCUGUUCUCUUGUAUCAACCUGCUGAGGAUUCUAAACAAACUGACCAAGUGGAAACACUCCAGGACCAUGAUGUUGGUGGUGUUCAAAUCUGCCCCAAUCCUGAAAAGAGCUUUAAAGGUGAAGCAAGCCAUGAUGCAGCUGUACGUGCUCAAGCUACUCAAGAUCCAGACCAAGUAUCUGGGCCGCCAGUGGAGGAAGAGCAACAUGAAGACCAUGUCAGCCAUCUACCAGAAGGUUCGCCACAGGCUUAAUGACGACUGGGCUUAUGGAAAUGAUAUCGAUGCAAGGCCAUGGGACUUUCAAGCUGAAGAGUGCGCCCUGCGGGAGAGCAUCGAGAAGUUCAACAGCCGGCGCUACGACAAGAACAAGAACGGCGAGUUCACCCCCGUGGACAAUUGUCUGCAAAGCGUGCUGGGCCAGCGCGUGGAGCUGCCUGAGGACUUCCACUACAGCUAUGAGAUGUGGCUGGAGAGAGAGGUGUUCUCGCAGUCCAUCCAGUGGGAGGGGCUUCUCCAGAAUCCGUAACAUGGAGGAGCGAGGAAGAACUUGGCAACUAAGAGGCAUUAACGGUGUGUUUCCGCUGUGAAAGGGGCCUUGGACGAACGGAUAUGGAGUACGAGGGUAACACGGCACAUCCGCCAAAAAACAAAAAAAAAAGGUCAAAUCAUCCAUCACCUUGCAGGCAGAGGGAGGAUGAGAUAAAAACAGCAAAGUGGAUGAACAAAUGCAGUCCUGCUCAGAAAUAAAUGCAAAGGAACAAAUUUUGUGCAAUCAAAAUAUUUAAUAAAAUGUCCAAAGUUACUGAACAAUACUGACAAAGAACAAAAGAGACAAUUAUUGGCACACUUUGCCGAGUUAUCAGUUAAUCACCACUUUUACAGCCAGUUCUCUUUAGACAAGUCAGAGGAUGGAGACAUGAACAUCACUAAGUCACUGAAUAUGUCUGGGACUUUAUUUACAUUAAGUAAUACAAGCAGCUUAGAAUAGUAUGGUAAAUCUGCUAAAUGAGGCAGUUCUAGUGAUCAGAAGGAGGCAAGUGAGGGAAGCCACCAAAACACCCACGACAACGCUGAUAGGAGUUAUAGGCUUCUGUGGAUGUGAUUAGAGAGUGGGGAUAGUGUAAUGUAUGUCCGGUGCAACACCAGUUACACAGUUUCAUGGUGGAGAGGCACAGAGAAAAAUGUUCUUGAUAAAGAUGUGAAUUUUCAGCUACAGUUGAUCAGAAAGCAAAUUGGAGACUGAAGAUCAAAUUUGAUCCCUUGUAUUAUAGUUCUUCUCUUUCACGCCACCUUGAACAGACUCUCUGAUCAUAGGCAUAUAAGCCUAUAAAUCCAUCAGAGUUGUCAAAGGUGUCUUAGUGGCUUUCCUCACGAGUCUCCUUUUUGUAGACUUGCCUAUUCCAUCCAUAUUUACCAUAGAGCACCAUACUAUUUAUAUUUCUUAAUGACUAAUGCAAAUUUAGAAAUGUUUAUGUAUCCAUCCCCUGACUAAAGAAAACUGCAAAAGUGACAAAUUACUGUAAAUUAAUCAAAAUGUGCUAAAAUAACUCUUGCACAAUUUCAACAUGGGAAAGCAUUUUUUGCUUUUUGUUGUUUUUUUAAUAACCUCUGAGAUGUUAAAUAUCCUAACUCUACAAAAUUGGUUCCUGUGCAUUUAUGUCUGAGCAUAUUUUAAAUUCUGUACUUAAAAUUUAGCUGUGACAGUGGUUUUGAGCAGGACUGUAGCAGUGAGCUUGGCUUUGGCCCCAGAUUGCAGACGCACAUAUGGAAACCUGCACAAACACAAGCGACGCUAACGUGCCUGUGAGUAAUGUGGUGGACACAGCAGGCAGGAAGAAACAUCUGGCACCGCUAGUGUUAUACUGCCCCCUUUCUGUCCCUUUUUACAUCUACAUGUCUCCCUGCGGGUGCUGGUUUGACUCCUUAAUGAUAAUUUAUUUGCUAAAUUAUUUUUUAUGUUGCUUAAAUUUUUAAUUUGUGUAAAAACUUUUAUUUUUAUGAGUUGAAUCUUUUAUUUCUUUUAUAAGAAGUUUUCUAUCCAAGCCUAUCGAUAAGGUUGUUUUUGUGAUCUCUCUCUCUCUCUCUCUCUCUCAUGCACAGCAUUUUCAAGGCAUAAAGGCUUUUUUGGAAUGAACCAAAGGCUCAUUUUGAUAGUCUAAAUGAAAACGUGAGCUACUCCCUCUGACUUUUUUUGUGAGCUCACAGUUUUCACCCCACAAAUAAAUACACCAGCUGCAUGAGCACAAAUAAAAAAAUAUAUUAAUCUGCAAAACAUGCACACUGAUUUCUGGAGUGAGAAAUGACAGUGGUUUCAAACGUCAUCCUUAAAAAAAAAAAAAAAAAAUCCUGAAUAACUCAAAUUUGUACUUUUCUGCUUCAGUCUGCACUGUUUGCAGUUCAGACAGACUGCCUCCUCCUCAAUCUGCCCGACAACAGCACAACACGGAGCUCUGAGUGGCCUUGGUGAGCAUUUUGCUGCUCUUGCUUGGAAGAACACAAAACGGUGCUGUUUUUUUCUAUGUACAUCUUCAUUAUUUAACUGAUCUAUCGCCUACAGAGUCUGUCCCCGAGAGCUCAUUAAAGGGGUCGUAUUGUGCAAGAAUCUGUUUUGUCUCCUGUUACAUUUACAUAUGGUUUGUCUUUUAUAUUUAACAUCUUUCAAGUCCCACAAUUCUGUGACUGUGCAGGCAGAACUUCUGCUAGAAACAAAACUUCAGCAUGAAACAGCUUAUUUUAGACACCUGUAAGGGAGGUUUCUGCUUGCCGUUAUAUCUCUGGCCCUGCGGUCACACUUAUUCUGACCAAUCACAGUAGUGGUUAUCACAAAUAUUUUUAAGUUUUGUCAGGCUCAACGCAGCGAGGGAGGAAGAAAGCAGAGGGCUUGUGGCAAACUGCAGCUCCUUUCUAUUUAAAGCAACAGACACAUAAAAUGCGCUGUAACGGCUUGUCUGAUUUCUCCUAGCACCUCUCACCUGACCAAGUUUGGCGACAAGUACUCUAAAGUCAGCACACCACUCGGAAGAAGUCUGGAAAAGACCUUUUUUCCAGAGCUCAGUUGGACUUGAGCUACAUCAACUAACGUGUGCCUGGGGAUGGCCCGGUGCCAGCUUGGCGUGACCCUGGGUGCACUUGGCGUAUACUCCCGGGCAAUUUGGACUUAACUCUGAAAAUAAGCUCCUGAAAAUUUAGAACACGUUCAAAGCCGGUACGAGUUUAAUCAAGCUAUAGCAUGACUCAGCAAAUUCUCUCGCCAAGACACAAGAGCUGUGCAGAGAUGCUACUUGGAAAAACUUGGUGCUGAACUCAGUAAAAGCAGCUUCAGAGACCUCACUAAAAAAAUAAAAUAAUAAUUAGCCUUAGAGUUUAUGGGAUGUUUCAUCAAACUCAUUCACAGAUUAGCUUGUAGAAAACACAUGCAUAAUGUGCCCCAUUUAAGUGUUUUGCCUUUUAAUUACGCCUCGACACUGAAGCAUAACACAAAACGUUUUUCCUAUCGUUGCUUGUUUGAUUACCAUAAAAUUCUGCUUCUCUGCAAAUGUGCAUGGCCACUAUUCAGUUUAUUACACUACUGGAAGUGUGUGACAACUAUUCGUGAAAAGAAUGUAAUGUUUUUUCUCCCCUUCUUUCCUCUGAAGCCAACAUUUUUGAAAGUAAUGUACACUUAUGUACACUUUAUAAAUACUCAGGUUUGUGGAGAUACAAAAGAAAAGGUUUUAUUAGCACAGUAUUGUUGUGACGAAAACACCUGGAGCACUGAAACAUUUACUGCAAAGGCACGAAACACGACUCAUCGGAUUUGUCGGUUAAGUUUAAUGUUCAGGUGCAUUGUGCCAAAUUUCAGUGCCACUUUUUUUUUGGGCAUUUUUAUGUUGCCGUAUCCUUUAUUGACUUGUUAACGCUGUCCGCCUGCCACCAAGUCACUGAUGAAGGUUUGCAAUACAAAAUACUUUCUACCUGGAAAAAAAAAGCUGUACAAUCAUUAAAAAUUCAUGUUUGUCGUAUUCUGGCAGCAUAUUUUAGCAGAUGUAUUUUAUGGAUGUUACUGUAUGUGCUCUUUUGUUGUAUACAUUUCCAUAUAGUCCAGAUGAAUAUGUUCAGGGGUAUGUGCAAUUACUGAUCAAUAGAGGCAUUAUUCAAGAUAACUGCAAUAUCAGAGUUGCUUAUUAAUUAAAAUAUGUUGAACAC
Molecule: messenger RNA, 6258 nt
Organism: Thalassophryne amazonica
Lineage: Eukaryota; Metazoa; Chordata; Actinopteri; Batrachoidiformes; Batrachoididae
Gene: strip2
Product: striatin interacting protein 2
Exons: 22
Coding region: 80-2599 (839 amino acids)
Biological process (GO): cytoskeleton organization
Cellular component (GO): cytosol
Source: RefSeq, a predicted model, not a curated record